Messenger RNA from Kickxella alabastrina, 6714 nucleotides. RefSeq names its product acetyl-CoA carboxylase. Gene Ontology annotation, biological process: fatty acid biosynthetic process. Gene Ontology annotation, molecular function: ATP binding; metal ion binding; acetyl-CoA carboxylase activity. Lineage: Eukaryota; Fungi; Kickxellomycota; Kickxellomycetes; Kickxellales; Kickxellaceae. The transcript has 3 exons. The record is from RefSeq and is a predicted model, not a curated record. Bases 1 to 6714 code for a protein of 2237 amino acids.
AUGUCCACGGAAGAACUAGGCGGCAACACCGUUGAUGCGGCCACAAACCACAAGGUCCGCGAUUUUGUCAAGGACAACGGCGGCCACACAGUGAUCACUCGUGUUCUCAUUGCCAACAACGGCAUUGCGGCAGUCAAGGAGAUUCGCAGCGUGCGGCAAUGGGCGUACGCGACAUUCGGUGACGAGCGCGCCAUCGAGUUUGUCGUUAUGGCCACGCCCGAAGACCUCAAGGUCAACGCCGAGUACAUUCGCAUGGCGGACCAGUAUGUCGAGGUUCCUGGCGGCACUAACAACAACAAUUAUGCCAAUGUUGAGCUCAUUGUUGAUGUUGCCGAGCGGACAGGCGCACACGUAAGUUUUGUUAAUGCAGUUGCUUGGAUAUGGAAGGCUGGAUGGGGACACGCUUCGGAAAAUCCGCUGCUGCCCGAGUCGCUGAGGGACAGCAAGAGCAAGAUCGUAUUCAUCGGUCCUCCGGGCUCUGCGAUGCGCAGCUUGGGCGACAAGAUCUCGUCGACUAUCGUUGCACAGCACGCAAAGGUGCCUACAAUGCCAUGGAGCGGAGACGGCAUCACAGACACGCUUCUCAACGAUCAGGGCCACCUGGAGGUUCCCGACAAGGCGUACCAUGAGGCGACGACGCACAACAUGGAAGAAGGCCUGAAACAGGCCCAGCGCAUUGGCUUCCCCGUGAUGGUCAAGGCCAGCGAGGGCGGUGGCGGCAAGGGUAUCCGCAUGGUGUCCAAAGAAGAGGACUUUUCCUCUUCCUUCCAGCAGGUGCUUGCUGAGGUGCCGGGCUCGCCCGUGUUCAUCAUGAAGCUUGCUGGUGAGUCGCGUCAUUUGGAGGUGCAGGUCCUGGCAGAUCAGUACGGAAAUGCGAUUUCCCUGUUUGGCCGCGACUGCUCCGUGCAGCGCCGCCACCAGAAGAUCAUUGAGGAAGCGCCUGUCAGCAUUGCCGGGUACGACACGUUCGAGCAGAUGGAGAAGGCGGCGGUGCGCCUGGCCAAGCUCGUCGGCUAUGUCAGCGCAGGUACAGUCGAGUACCUGUACACGCCGGCCGACGACCAGUUCUACUUCUUGGAGCUGAACCCGCGUCUGCAGGUUGAGCACCCGACCACUGAGAUGGUUUCGGGAGUCAAUCUGCCGGCCGCGCAGCUGCUCGUGGCUAUGGGCAUCCCACUGCACCGCAUUCGCGAUAUUCGCCUGCUGUACGGCAUGGAUCCGAACAGCGAGUCGGCGAUCGACUUUGAGUUCGAGUCGCCGCAGGCCAUCGAGGUGCAGCGCAAGCCGCAGCCUAAGGGCCACGUCAUUGCCGUGCGCAUCACGGCGGAGAACCCUGAGGCUGGGUUCAAGCCGAGCAGUGGUGUUGUGCAGUCGCUCAACUUCCGCAGCAGCACGAGUGUCUGGGGCUACUUCUCGGUUUCGGCAAACGGCGGUCUGCACGAGUUUGCGGACUCGCAGUUCGGCCACAUCUUUGCAUACGGCGCGAACCGCGAGCAGGCGCGGCAGUCCAUGGUUGUUGCGCUGAAGGAGAUCUCGAUCCGCGGUGACUUCCGCACGACGGUCGAGUACUUAGUGCGCCUCCUGGAGAUGCCCGACUUCAAGUCGAACACGUUUACAACGGCGUGGCUCGAUCGCCUGAUAUCGACGCACCUGACGGCGGACCGCCCGGACCCCGAGCUGGCAGUCAUUUGCGGUGCCGCCUGCAUGGCGCAGAACGCGAGCGCGCGGCUGCUGAGUGAGUUCAAGACGGCGAUGGAUCGCGGCCAGGCGCCGACCAAGGAGUUGCUCAAGACCACGUUCCUCGUUGAGUUCAUAUAUGAGGGCGUGCGCUACCGCUUUAUUGCCAACCGCACGGGCCCCACCGGCUGGAUCCUGUACCUCAAUGGGUCCAAGGUGGCUGUGGGCGUCCGGCCGCUGAGCGACGGCGGCCUGCUGGUGCUCCUGGACGGCAAGAGCCACGCAUGCUACACGAGCGCUGAGGUCGGCGCCACGCGCCUGCUGGUGGACGAGCGCACGUGCCUGCUGGAGGAGGAGGUCGACCCGACACAGCUGCGGUCACCGUCGCCCGGAAAGCUCGUGCGCUUCCUCGUUGACUCUGGCGACCACGUCAAAUGCGGCGAGGCGUACGCUGAGAUCGAGGUCAUGAAGAUGUAUAUGCAGCUGACUACAAGCGAGGACGGUAUCGUGCAGUUUGUCAAGCAGACCGGCUCGGCACUGGCGGCUGGCGAGGUCAUCGGCGUGCUGACCCUGGACGACCCGUCCAAGGUGAAGCAUGCCAAGCCCUUCGAGGGCCAGCUGAGCGCCUACGGCCCACCGCACCUGUACGGAACCAAGACGCACCAGCUCCUGCGCUGCAACCUGGCCCUCCUGGGCAACGCCCUGGACGGAUACGACACGCCUGUGCCCGCAGCCCAGCUGCUACAGCAGGUCAAGGAGCUCCUGCAGAAGCCUGAGCUGCCAUUCCUCGAGAUCGGCGAGGUUCUGUCGGCGCUGAACAGCCGCCUGCCGCAGAGGCUGUCGGCCGCGCUGAACGCCGAGGUUGCGCGUGCGCAGCUGCAGCAGAGUCUCGGGUUCCCUGCGCGCGAGAUGCUGGCGAUCAUCGGCGGCAUGCUGAGCGAGGUGUCGCCUGGCGAGGCGCUGACUCUGGCCUCGACAGUUGAGCCCAUCACCAAGGUUCUCCAUAGCUACGAGGAGGGCUUGGCGGUGCACGAGCGCGACGUGUUCAUUGGUCUCCUGCAGCGGUACAUUGACAUUGAGUCAGUCUUCUCGAGCAGCGCCAACGAGGAGGAAGGCUUCUUUGUGCUGCGCGAUAAGUACCGCGAUGAGCCCGACGUCAUCGUCGACACGAUGGUUUCGCACGCUGGCGUAGCGUCGAAGAACAAGAUCGUCAUGGCCAUGCUCGACGUUGUCCACCCGGUGAACCCCGUGAGCGGCGCGCUGGAUGCACGGUACGAGGAGGUUCUGAAGCUGAUGACCGGCUUGUCAGGCCGGGCGACGUCCAAGGUGGCGCUCAAGGCACGCGAGGUGCUGCUGCAGUGCCAGGUGCCGUCGCUCGAGGAGCGCAAGCGCCAGAUGGAGCACAUUCUCAAGUCCUCUGUGACAGAGACCGUGUACGGCAGUGGCGAGGAGUACCGCACGCCGAGCUACGACGCGAUCCGCGACCUCGUUGUGACCAACUACUACGUGUUUGACGUGCUGCAGAGCUUCUUGUACCAUGAAAACCCAUACGUGCGCCUGGCUGCGCUCGAGGUGUACGUGCGUCGCGCCUACCAUAUGUACAACCUGGUGGACUUUGACUACGCGACCGAGGACGAGGCGCCCUUUAUGGUGCACUGGCGCUUCAUUCUGCAAGACGACUCCUCGGGCAUGUUCGCCGGCCGUAUUGGCAAGAACUCAAGCGUGUCUGAUCUCAAGCGCAUCAUGAGCGUGUCGGACUUGCACUUUGCCGUCGACGAGGACGCCGACCCCGAGCAGUACCUGCGCCAGGGCGCCAUGGCGUCCUACGAUACGUUUGCGCAGAUGGAGGCGAACUUUGGCCGCCUUCUGGGCCUGAUCCACGGCGCCUCGGACGCGGCAUCGCGGCCAGAGUCGCCCGGUCUGGCGCGCUUUGGCCAUGUCGUUAACGUGGCGCUGCAGGUGCCGCAGGACGACCCGUUCGAUGACGACACGUGGUCCGAGCGCCUGCGCCAGUUUACAGCGUCGCAAGCUGUGGCUUUGCGCGACAGCGGCAUCCGCCGCCUGACCUACGUUCUGCAGCGCGCAGGGCAGCACCCGGGCACGUUCACAUUCCGCGAGAACAUGGACUACGGUGAGGACAAGACUAUCCGGCACGUGGAGCCUGGGCUUGCGUACCAGCUGGAGCUGCCGCGCCUGUCCAACUUUGACAUCCGCCCGUGCUUUAACGACAACCGGCAGCUGCACAUUUACCAUGGCGUGAGCAAGGACAACUCGGCAGACAGCCGGUUCUUCGUGCGCGUGCUUGUGCGGCCCGGUCGUCUGAGCACGGCUGUAGCCACGGUGGACUACUUGGUAUCGGAGACUGACCGUCUUUUGAACGACAUUCUGGACGCGCUGGAGAUCCUGUCUGCCGAGUACCCGAACUGCGACUGCAACCAUCUGUUUAUCAGUUUCCUGCCGAUUUUCAACCUGGACGCGUCGCAGUUCGAGCCGGCUUACCGCGGGUUCCUGGAGCGCCACGGCAAGCGGCUGUUCCGCCUGCGCGUGACGGCGGCCGAGAUCCGCUUCCUCGUGCAGACGGGCAGCGAGGAGGAUAUGCCGACGCCGUUCCGGUUCUGCAUCUUCAACAAGUCUGGGUUCGUGCCCAAGCUGGAGAACUACAUCGAAGUGCGCGAUGCGCAGGGCGAGUGGGUGUUUGAGUCCUUGGACUCGCCGGCCGGCUCGUACAACGGUCUCUUGGUGGCCACGCCGCACCAGCCCAAGGAGUGGCUGCAGCCUCUGCGCCAGCAGGCCCACAUCAAGGGCACGACAUACGUGUAUGAUUUCCCCGAUCUGUUCCAGCACGCUGUCGCCGUGCAGUGGGCGCGGGUGGCUAAGCUGAACACCAGCGGGGCCAAGCCCGAGGUGCCCAAGCAGCUGAUGAUCUCACGCGAGUUGGUCUGGGACGAGGCCACGCAGCAGCUGCUCGAGUCUGAUCGCGAGGCCGGACGCAACUCCUGUGGUAUGGUCGGCUUCAUUCUGACCCUGUUCACUCCUGAGGCUCCCCAGGGCCGCCGGAUUGUAGUCGUCGCCAACGAUAUCACGAACAAUAUCGGCUCGUUCGGCGUUGAGGAGGAUGCCAUGUUUUUCCGCGUCACGCAGUACGCGCGCACACACGGUCUGCCGCGCAUCUACCUGUCGGCCAACUCUGGUGCACGUAUCGGGCUUGCCAACGAGGUUCGUGAGCUGUUCCGUACGAGCUGGUGCGAUCCCUCGGACCCGUCCCAGGGUUUCGAGUACCUGUACUUGACCCCUGAGGAUUAUGCCAAGCUGGAGACCAGGGAGGACGGCAAGGUGCGGUCGGUCAUCACGGAGCCCAUCACCAUGGAGGACGGCGAGGUGCGUCACCGCCUUCUGACUAUUGUCGGAGCCACUGACGGUCUGGGUGUCGAGAACCUGCGCGGCUCCGGCAUGAUUGCUGGCGAGACCGCGCGCGCAUACACGGAUAUCUUCACAGUGACGCUGGUGACGUGCCGCUCGGUUGGUAUUGGCGCAUACCUCGUGCGCCUGGGCCAGCGGUCGAUCCAGAACGAGGGCCACCCGAUCAUCCUGACGGGCGCCCAGCCGCUGAACAAGGUCCUGGGCCGCGAAGUGUAUACGAGCAAUUUGCAGCUGGGCGGCACUCAGAUCAUGUACAAGAACGGUGUGUCGCAUUUGACUGCCGACAAUGAUUUCAUGGGUAUCUGCAAGAUAAUCAGGUGGCUCGGGUACGUGCCCAAUGUGCGCGGCGGCUCGCUCCUGCUGACGGCGCCGGCCAUGCUGACCGACCCUGUUGACAGACUUAUCACGUAUGAGCCGCCGAUGGGUCCCUCUGACCCACGGUUGUUCCUUGCUGGUGCCGAGUCUGAGGACGGCUGGUUGAGCGGGUUCUUUGACCGCGGGUCCUUUGUCGAGACGCUCGGCGGGUGGGCUCGGACGGUGGUCACGGGUCGUGCGCGUCUCGGUGGUAUCCCUAUGGGUGUUAUUGCCGUGGAGGGUCGCACGGUAGAGAAUGUUAUCCCGGCGGAUCCGGCCAACCCCAACUCUGAGGAGCAGGUCCUGCAGGAGGCUGGUACCGUGUGGUACCCGAAUAGUGCGUACAAGACAGCGCAGGCCAUCCAGGAUUUCAACAACGGCGAGCAACUGCCGCUGAUGAUCUUUGCCAACUGGCGUGGGUUUUCGGGCGGCCAGCGCGACAUGUUCUUCGAGAUUCUCAAGUACGGUGCGUACAUUGUGGACGCGCUGACAAAGUACAAGCAGCCCGUGUUCGUGUACAUUGUGCCCAAUGGCGAGCUGCGCGGCGGCGCCUGGGUUGUCGUCGACCCGACUAUUAACCCUGAUAUGAUGGAGAUGUACGCCGAUAGCAAGUCGCGCGGUGGCGUUUUGGAGCCCGAGGGUAUUGUGGAGAUCAAGUUCCGCAAGCCCCAGCUGCUCGCCUGCAUGGAGCGCCUGGACCCGGAGGUGCGUGACCUGCGUCUGGCCCUGAGUGACCCGCAAUUGUCGCCCGAGGAGAAGGCCAAGGUUAAGCGUGCAUUGGAGGCCAGGGAGAAGGAGCUGCUGCCUGUCUAUAUGCAGAUUGCCGUGCAGUUCGCUGACCUGCACGAUCGCGCCGGACGCAUGGUCGCCAAGGGUGUGAUCCGUAAGGAGCUGCAGUGGCCCGAAGCUCGUUCAUUCUUCUACAACCGCGUGAAGCGUAGAUUGGCCGAGGAGGAGGUGCGCAAAGCGAUGGUUGAGGCCGAUGUGUCGGUCGGUCGGGAUGAGCAGACUGAACUUAUUGCCAAGUGGUUCGCCCAGACAUCGGCGCCUGACGCUGACUAUGAGGACGACAGUGUUGUGGCUGCGUGGUUCGAGGAGAAGAAGAGCGUGGAGGAGAAGCUUGCGCAGUGGAAGACUGAGAGACAUGCGGUUUUUGUUGCUGUCCAGGUCGCAGAGGCGUCGGAUGAUGCCCUGUUUGCUGCCAUCCAGAGCUUGUCGGCCAAGCGUCGUGAGCAGCUCCUUGCCAAGCUACAGCAGCAGUAA